UCCCCUCCAGAGCUGUGUGUGAUCUGUGUGGAAAGUGAAGAUGAAAUGGGGAUCUUUGGGAAGGUGGAAGGUGUGGUGAAGUCUUAAGAGGGAAUGUGGUGCAAUUUUCUUCUUCUUCUUCUUCUGCUUAUUUUGAAGGGAGGGAGUUAGCCAGACGCAGCAGACAUGCAUUCCGCCCCUUCAGCAGCCAGUGGCACGGCACUGUGUCCUGUCUUCAGUACAAAGGACUAUUGCUUGUUUCGCCUGUUUAAGAUGAUAAAUGCCGUUGCCAACCAAGCACUACUUUUUGUCUUGAACUGGUGCACCAAAGGUAAAAAAAAUGAAAGUAUGACAUAUUGGUACUUUUUUACCACAGUGGAAGAUUUUUCCUGGACGAAGUUGAAGAAUGAAUUUAGAUUUGAUACAACAAUGAAGCAUGCAUUGCAAACUAAGCCACCAGAGGAGUUUGAUGUUUCGUUGCUAUCUGCUUGCAUCAGGUUUGCAUGUCGCACCAGGACUGAUGCACAGGACUUUCUUAGUCAUGUAAAGUCGUUGAAGGAUUUUAGAAAUAACAUUAUACAUGAAGGACUGGAUGACAGUUCCUCCUUCAGGCCUAAAACAGAUGACCUAGAACAGUGUCUGACAGAACUAGUAAAUUCAGCUGAGACUAUAUUUAGUAUUCCCUCCGAUGAAGUUUCUACUUUUGUUAAAACCUUGAAGGUUGAUAUCAACAAAAUUUGUUCCGAACAUUUUUCUCGAGCAGAUAUGUGUGAGUACAGAAAUGAGUAUCUUCAAGAGAAGCUCAAGAGUGUUGGUAUAGCUAACCUUAAACAUUUUUACAAGCAGUUGCAAUACAUUACUCCACUACAUUAUCUGAAUGAGAAUAUUCCCCUUCUAGUUAGCAUGAUUUACAUACAACUAGAAAUCGUGGAUGCUGGUAAAGGCAGUAAAGGGCAGCAGGUUAUUUACACUGACUUGUUUCAGCAUAUGAGUAGUACCCCAAGUGGACCCCCAAGUAACAAAGCCAAGGUCAUCUUGGUUGAAGGCCCAUCUGGAGUCGGAAAGACAACCUUGACCAGGCUGCUGAUCAAUGACUGGGAUGAGGGGGAUUCCAGCAUUGAAGGCCUUGAAGAUUUUGACUUUCUGCUUUUUGCUGAGUGCAGAGUGCCACACAUUGAGAAAUUCUCUGAACUCUUGGUCUCUUUGAUGCCAGAUAUGGCCAUGGUAUGUGAGGGAGACGAAAUACUGAAAUACUUGCUCAGAAAGAAAGUGCUUGUGAUAGUAGAUGGCCUUGAUGAGAUGAAUCCCUCAUCCAAAAAGCUCUUUCAAGAGAUCCUCUACUACACACGGACUUCCAACAUGGUUGUUUUGGCCACCACUCGGGCAGAGGCACUCAAGACGUACUACAAAAUUGUUCCAGAGGGCAUAUGCACAACACAUAUCAAAAUCAUAGGCAUUCCUGAAGACAAAAGAGAGGCAUUUGCGAUCAAGUACCAUGAAGAAAUGAAGAAGACUAAAGACUAUGGGUGUGACACUAAAGGGCUAGUACAGUAUGUACGCAGAAUGGGUAUUAACCUUACAGAGUAUUGGCGUAUUCCCCUUCACUUGGGCAAACUAGUGAUGCUAUGGGUGCUGUGGCCAGACAUUCUGAAUGCAGUAACAACUGUAACAGAGCUGUUUAAGGAAACUGAAGUUCUGAUUGACGAAGAACUUACAGACAGACUAAUAAAGAAUAAUAAAUGUAAUGAUCAACUUCCUGAAGAUAUUGCAGAGAAGAUAAAUGUCCAGUUUCGACCAGAAUUGUAUAGGCUAGCUUUGUAUGGACAAAGAGAAGAAGGGUUAAUUUUGAGUGAUAAGUCAGAGAAGUCAUUGAAAAAGGUAUGUGAGGACAUGAGACUGUCAUGGGCAGAAGUGAUCGGAGCAUUCUUUGUACAGAGAAGUAUGUGGACGAGGACAGGCACUGUGACCAAAUAUAGUUACUCUCACAGAGGGACACAGGAUUUCUAUUCUGCACUUUACAUACUGAAUGAACUCAAGAAGCCAAAGGAUGAAGCUUGUUCAGGACAAAGAAUAAGAUGUAUAUUGAAGGACGUUUAUAAGUCUGAUCCAGAAAAUUUCACCCUAAAGAAGUUUCAAGAAGUAUUAGAGCACCUGAUCAGCCUUUUGUACACAGAAGGUGAAAUCAGCAAUCAAGAGACAUCAGAGGAAAUUGUUCAGUUGUUGGAAGAAUCUGGCGUCAAUGACAAACAGGCUUGGCUGGAUAUCUUGAGCACUGUCAAGGCCAAUGAUGCCAUCACCACUCUGGUUUCAAAGUACGUUCCAGAUGUGAUGAACUUGAAAAGCCAUAUAACAAUAACUGACGCUCAGGUCUUUGUCUACUCCAAGCUAAUUGCCAGAGCAAGCCCACUGAGAGUAACCAUCAGUCUUGCAAGGAAUCCCAGCAGUGUGCCCAAUCUGCAGGACCUCCUCCUAUCCAUGCUUCCCUUGAAGUGUGAGAUGGAAGUCUAUUUCCACAGCGACUUCCUACAUCCCACCACUGCCAACUGCGCGACUGAUCUGCCACUGCUGAAGCUGUUUGAAGAGGGUUCCAUCACAAAGUACAUGGGUUCUGCAAGGAAGGAAAUCCUGAAUGGGCUUCCAGACAAUGUUGAGAUGCUAUAUAUGUCUGUUGCAGACCAAAGUCAGCUUGAAGAUUUGAUGACUACAGUCAUUAGGCUCAAACGACUGAAAUGGCUUUGUAUUCAUGCAGCAGCAGAAGUGGAUUUGGGGAGCCAGCCAGCAUUGUUCACCAUGAACCACAUCUUCUUUGAGGCUAAGAGGGAUUCAUCUGUCAAGCUGACCAUCAAAAAAAACACCAGCUGCCCCAUCAGCGAGGCGCACAUGAAGGAUGCCAUGGACGUCCUCGGAGACCGGAAAGCGAUUCUGGUAGAUCUUCACCUCAGAAAAGACUGGAGCUUGGUUGCUGAUAAAAAGAUCAUCAGAGUCACCACGACUACCAGAAGCUCCUUUGAUGUGUCAAAUCUAAAUGAAGUUCUGACUCUCUUGGAGACUCGAGGGAAUCCUGAGAAAAGGUUGAGACUCUACUUCAAGUAUGAAUCACCGCUACAUGAAAGCACAGAUUCUAGUGAUGAAGCAACCAGGGGGAGCGGCAGCAGCCAUAGCAUGCUGGCAAGAAGUACACCUAUGUCUGCCACAACCCUUCAGGAGUUGAUCUCAAGUCUCUCCAUGAAAAUCAGUUCCCUCUAUGUACAUGUCAUGCCAGAAGUUAAUCCCUCAACCUUGCAGCCUUUCACACUGUCCAAAGCUUCAUCCUUAGUGCUGUCCAGUCUCCAGGACGUCUCGGUGUCAUGGGCAGUUCGGGUCAUGGAAGCCCUGAACCUUAAUUCCUACUGUAGGUACCUGUUCCUGCCGGAGGUUAAUCUGAGUGAGGCUGGAUAUGUGGAGCUCUUAAGAUCUAUCCGUGUGAAGUGGCAUAUUGUGGCCCCAGUCUGCUGGCCCAUACGCAUAAGAUCGGCCAACUUGCGGAACAUUACGUCAGAGAGAUUGAAGUGCGACUUAAUCCUAUUGAGCCAAGAGGAAAUGCUGGAAGCCAUCCAGAAAAUGUCUUGGUGAGGAAGAGAAUUCUGGUCGCCCUCAUGAUUCGCUCAGCCACUGUCAAGGGAUCCUCAGCAUCAGUGCAGGAAAAGUCAUCAUCAGCGGCCAGUAGCUCUGCCUUGGGGGACAUUUGUGGUUUUGCUUUGUAUACAUGGAAUGAUUUCGAAGAAAGACAUUGCGUCCUUUUUUUCCUUCACCUUGGAACCGCAUCCAUGAAAUAAUAGUGUUUGUUAUACAGGUUUGUCUCUGUGUGGUAAUCCGCCAGACCAAAAGUAUUGAUAUUGUACCUCCAUGAGUGCCUUCAGUCUCAGUGAACGAAUUUCCAGUUAUUUUAAUUGAGACUGGCAUAUUCAUAUGUGACAUAUAUUAUUAAUCCCUUUUUAUACAUCCUGGCAGGGUAUUUUAUGCUUGUCAUUUCUUUUAGAAGUAUUAUUUUUCAUUCAUUUCUUUUUUUUUUCAAGUGAACUUUCCUAGGAAAAAACAAUUAUUUCUGUCAGUGUGUGAAAUAAUUUUGCCUCUCAAAUUCGGCACAAACUUUUUCAGUAUUACAUUUUUCAUUGCUGGCAGUAACCGCUUAUUUGUGUGGUUUAUUGGAAAAGCUCUUUUAACUUUCUGAAUGCAGGUAAAUUUUUUAGUUAUGAGACUAGUAAAGUCUUAUCGAGAACUAUAAGGAUAAUGCAGUUGGAAUGUACUACUUUGUGAUAUACAGGUGCUGGGUAUCGUGUGUGUGUGUGUGUGUGUGUGUGUGUGUGUGUGUGUGUGUGUGUGUGUGUGUGUUUGUGUGUUUGUGUGUUUGUGUGUUUGUGUGUGUGUGUGUGUGUGUGUGUGUGUGUGUGUGUGUGUGUGUGUGUGUGUGUGUGUGUGUGUGUGUGUGUUCCUUGAUAUUCUUAUAGUUUUGUAAUUUAAUACACUUUCUCUAAGAAGAAAGUGUAUUAAAUUACAAAACUAUAAUAAUAUUAAGAAAUACACACACACACACACACACACACACACACACACACACACACACACACAUACAAGAAGAGAAAAUUAUACUAUUUUUACUGACAACCCUCUUCUCCACUGGAUACUUUUUGUAUGUCCAAUUUCUAGGGUAUUUUUGCAAUGCAUUCUAAUACUAAUGGCAUACAGCAGGCUGACCGAGCUCUCAAGACAUACAAAAGUAUGUCUUUUUCAUAAUGUUGUUACUUAAAUGCACAGAAAAUUACCGAAUUUUAAAAAAAGAGUUUAAUGUUCUCCUUUACAGAGUAUAUAUUUAAAAUUUUACGUCAUCUUUGAUAAAGAUAAUAUUGUGUGAUUUAUCAUGUCUUUUUUUAAUUAUUUUUGUUUAAUCUGUUUUAUACAUAUGAUCACAUUUUACAAUAAAUGUUACAAAAAGACAA
This is a messenger RNA of Penaeus chinensis, 4955 nucleotides long. RefSeq lists its product as uncharacterized. Lineage: Eukaryota; Metazoa; Arthropoda; Malacostraca; Decapoda; Penaeidae. The transcript has 8 exons. The record is from RefSeq and is a predicted model, not a curated record. Gene Ontology annotation, molecular function: ATP hydrolysis activity. The coding region runs from base 166 to 3591 and encodes 1141 amino acids.